AAUAGUUGUGUUGGCAACAAUGAGAAGAUAAGCACAAGAUAAAUAAAAAGAAAAAAUAGUGGUGCCCUACGUCUCUAUUUUUUCGGUUUUAUUCUAAAAAUUGUGUAUUUUCUAGUGUUUUUCUCGACUCGGGAACUAUUGGCAAUAAUAUAAAAUAAGUAUUGCUUGUAUUUCUUAUAAAAAAAUAGUGAAAUACCCACGGAUCAAUAGCAUGAUACACAAUAGUGAAAUGACUGUUUCCCCUCUUGCUUAAUAAUUAGCGAUCGAAUGGUGAUAUCGCUCUCGUUGAAUAAUUACAUUAUUAUUCACUUAUUCUGAGUAAUAUCGGUUUGUAAAAGUGCGAGAUAAUGAAUUCCAAUAACCACAACCCACAUCGCAGAAACUCCUCUAAUUUUAACAGGCACAACAAUAAUUUACCAAAUCGAUCUAAUCAUCCAAUAAAUCAUCCCCAUAAUCACCAAAAAUGGCCAAGCAGAUACCCUAAAGAAUAUAAUAGAGAAUACGAAACUAAUUUCAAUAGACGUGAAUGUCUAGUUGCUCCUAAUGGUAGUCCGAAAGAACCCAAUCAUUUGCACAGUUACCCAAAGAAUCCUCAGCUGAGUCCCGGGGCCAGAAACAACCAUACUCAUUACAACAACGAAGCCUCAGGUCAUCAAACUCUUCGCGUGGUUUCGAUGCCGAUCGGUCACGGCGGUAACGGCGGUACCCAAAAUUUCCAUCCGAACGCAGGAGUUGCAGUAUCCAACAAUGGAGAUCGUCGACAUAUUCCGAGUUUAGUGGAUAGGCGGCACAUUUCACCGCCGUUGCAUAUCAACAUUUGCGAUAACGGUAACAGCAUGAUGAAUAUGAAUUCCCCACCAGCUGAAGGAAUGCAAAUCCAUCAGAGAGCCAUGAUGGAUUUUUCGCAUGGGAGAAGGAGACACGGUAUCGAUAUGCGCGUGAGUCCCGUACACUUCCAACAACACUCGCCGUCGUUUUACAGACAGUCCAGCGACGAAUACAUAAAAAGCGAGAGUCCUUCGUGCAAACGCAGACGUUUAUCCCGAUCUAGUCACCACGUAGAUUUGAACGUGCAACCCCCGUCGCCCCCACGACGUUCACCGAGACAACACCCCCCAUCCACGUCCCAUCCGCCGAUGCAGGUACCGGUAACGAUUCCGGUGAAUCACGAAACGGUUUGGAGUUACACGUCUCCGCACGUUUCUCUGUGCACCGUACCGCCGAGCGCGCCGCCUCACAUGCACAAUUGCCAUUUACAUAACGUAUACGCCGCCGUACCGCCUCUAGUACCGCAACAGUUUCCGCCCGGUUGCAUCCCCCAUCAGACUUUCGCCACUUUCGGUCCACCGGCACCUAGUGCCGUGCCGAUGCCGACUCAACAUUACCCCCAUCAGCGUAUAUCUCCGCAGAGACCCGACACAUUCGAAUUGGAUCUACUCAACGACCAUCAUCAUCACCACGCUCACACCCAUUCCGCCAUACACGGAGCAUCCUCUUUACACGUACCGCCCAUACAAAUGUCUUCGCCCGCUUCUCUAUUCCUAUCUACGGAAACGCGAGGAGCUACUCCUCUCGACCUGUUACACGCCGCUCGUUCGCGUCAGCACAGGAACGCUCGUCUACCGCCUCCUAGGACACGCUGGCAUCACAGUCCGCCUUUGAUAGCCGCCCCGGCGGGUUUCUUGUUACAUUUCUUUACAAUGUUUUCGAAUUCCCCGAUGUCGCCGUUCAGCCAGAGCAGUUCGGAUACCACCGAAACCGAAAAUUACGAAGCCCUUUUGAAUUUGGCGGAACAAUUGGGGGAGGUGAUUCCCCGGGGGUUGAGUAAACUCGAAAUCGAACAAUUGGUCAGUUACAAAUACGACGCCGAGACGCACGAAGGGGAUCAGACGUCGUGCGUCGUCUGCAUGUGCGAUUUCGAAGCUCGACAAAUACUCAGGGUGUUGCCGUGCUCGCACGAAUUCCACGCCAAAUGUAUCGAUAAGUGGUUGAGGUCGAACAGAACCUGUCCAAUUUGCAGAGGUGACGCUUCGGAUUAUUUCACAAAUAGUGAAUAGAGUGUUUUUUCGCCUUUAUCACACAAAUUACCCCCACUUCUAUAUAUUUUCCAAAAAUUAAAAAAAAAAAAUAAUAACAAAAAUAAAAAUUAAUAUUCGAAAUAUCACCAAUUGCAACGCUUUAAGAGUAAUUUUUGUGUCGGGUGCCAUUAGUUGCCAGUAAUCAUAGAUUAAAUGUCAUGUUAUUUUCUAUUAAUAAUAAUAAUUAAUAAUAAUUAAUUAAUUAAUAAUAAUUGUUAAUUUUAAGGAUGCAGCAAUAUAUCGGGGUGUCUCGUCGUUCGAUUUUCAACGUGAUUUUCUUUAUUGUUUUUUUUUUUUUCGUUUAUUUUAAUUAAGGAGUUUAAAUUCCGUCCUUCACUUUACAGGGUGAUUCAACAAAUAUGAUUAUUUACCGUUUCGAUAAUACUCGUCAUUAUUUUUUUUUCUUUAUUUUCGUAUUUGAUCCGCAAAUUAUUGUUUUUAUAAAUUUAUUCGCAGCUUCGAAUUUUCCUUAUUUUAUUUUUUUUUUUUUUUCAUUAUUUUCGACCUACCCUGUGAUUGUUACUCCGGCAGCUUGUUUUCUUCUCUUCCAAUAAAAAAAAUCCUCUUUUGUUUAAAAAUCGAUGUAUUUGAUCUCAAAACAAAAUAAUGUACAGAUUGUAUCGAUAUUAGGACAAAAGGGGGGCUUUCGAUUUUUUAUUUAUUUUUUUUUAUUUUUUUUUUUUCGUUUUUCGCACCACGUAAAGCUCAAAAACGACGACGAGACACCCCUCCUCCUCCUCCUCCUCCCCCCUUUGAGAUGCGAACUAAUUAAUUAUAAUUAUUAUUUUUUUAAUUUUAAUUUAAUUUUUUUUUUAAUUAUUUUUUUUUGUUUUUCGUUUUAUUUCGAAACGAAAGGCGUCGAAAAUGGUUUUUCUUUUUUUCUCUAUUUUUUCCAUUCGCAAUUAACGUGGAUGUAGGGUACUACUAUUUUUUACAUCGAUUUAGGUAUGGUACCGGUCCGACAACGUCGCAAUUUCACAAUACACACGGUUAUCCUUUUACAUGAAAUCCGGGAUUAAAAAAUGGAAGUUCGGCAACGUCGCAUUUUCUACGAAAUUCUCUCCAAUUUCUGGCGAUCUGAAGAAAUGGUGAAAAUUCGGCAACGUCGCAAUUUCUAUGAAAUUCUCUCCAAUUUCUUGGGACAUGGUGAAAAUUCGGCAACGUCGCAAUUUCUAUGAAAUUCUCUCCAAUUUCUGGCGAUCUAGGGGAAAUGGUGAAAAUUCGGCAACGUCGCAAUUUCUAUGAAAUUCUCUCCAAUUUCUGGUGAUCUAGGGGAAAUGGUGAAAAUUCGCCAACGUCGCAAUUUCUAUAAAAUUCUCUCCAAUUUCUGGCGAUCUAGGGGAAAUGGUGAAAAUUCGGCAACGUCGCAAUUUCUAUGAAAUUCUCUCCAAUUUCUGGCGAUCUAGGGGAAAUGGUGAAAAUUCGGCAACGUCGCAAUUUCUAUGAAAUUCUCUCCAAUUUCUGGCGAUCUAGGGGAAAUGGUGAAAAUUCGGCAACGUCGCAAUUUCUAUGAAAUUCUCUCCAAUUUCUUGGGACAUGGUGAAAAUUCGGCAACGUCGCGAUUUCUAUAAAAUUCUCUCCAAUUUCUGGCGAUCUAGGGGAAAUGGUGAAAAUUCGCCAACGUCGCAAUUUCUAUGAAAUUCUCUCCAAUUUCUGGCGAUCUAGGGGAAAUGGUGAAAAUUCGCCAACGUCGCAAUUUCUAUGAAAUUCUCUCCAAUUUCUUGGGACAUGGUGAAAAUUCGGCAACGUCGCGAUUUCUAUAAAAUUCUCUCCAAUUUCUGGCGAUCUAGGGGAAAUGGUGAAAAUUCGGCAACGUCGCAAUUUCUAUAAAAUUUUCUCCAAUUUCUGGUGAUCUCAGGAAAUGGUGAAAAUUCGCCAACGUUGCAAUUUCUAUGAAAUUCUCUCCAAUUUCUUGGGACAUGGUGAAAAUUCGGCAACGUCGCGAUUUCUAUGAAAUUGUCUCCAAUUUCUGGCGAUCUGGGGAAAUGGUGAAAAUUCGGCAACGCCGCAAUUUCUAUAAAAUUCUCUCCAAUUUCUGGCGAUCUAGGGGAAAUGGUGAAAAUUCGGCAACGUCGCAAUUUCUAUAAAAUUUUCUCCAAUUUCUGGUGAUCUGGGGAAAUGGUGAAAAUUCGCCAACGUCGCAAUUUUUAUGAAAUUCUCUCCAAUUUCUUGGGACAUGGUGAAAAUUCGGCAACGUCGCGAUUUCUAUAAAAUUCUCUCCAAUUUCUGGCGAUCUAGGGGAAAUGGUGAAAAUUCGGCAACGUCGCAAUUUCUAUGAAAUUCUCUCCAAUUUCUGGCGAUCUAGGGGAAAUGGUGAAAAUUCGGCAACGUCGCGAUUUCUAUGAAAUUGUCUCCAAUUUCUGGCGAUCUGGGGAAAUGGUGAAAAUUCGGCAACGUCGCAAUUUCUAUAAAAUUCUCUCCAAUUUCUGGCGAUCUAGGGGAAAUGGUGAAAAUUCGGCAACGUCGCAUUUUCCAUGAAAUUGUCUCUAAUUUCAGGCGAUCUAGGGGAAAUGGUGAAAAUUCGGCAACGUCGCAAUUUCUAUAAAAUUCUCUCCAAUUUCUGGUGAUCUAGGGGAAAUGGUGAAAAUUCGCCAACGUCGCAAUUUCUAUAAAAUUCUCUCCAAUUUCUGGCGAUCUGGGGAAAUGGUGAAAAUUCGGCAACGUCGCAUUUUCCAUGAAAUUGUCUCUAAUUUCAGGCGAUCUAGAGGAAAUGGUGAAAAUUCGGCAACGUCGCAAUUUCCAAAAUAUUUUUGUAUUGCAUAACUCGUAGAUAUCUUUAGGUUUUGUGAGAAACGCUACAUCCGGCAACGUGGCAGUAUCCGUACAGUUUUUUAGAUUCUUCUAGUUCUUUCAAAUCUAGGGAAAAAAAUUAAGUUCGGCAACAUCGCAGUUCCUUAAAUUGUUUUCAGUUUUUAAAGGCAAUUUUUCGAAACCUCGAUUUUCAAGUUAACCCACUACUGCGUUAAGUUUACGUUUGGCAACGCCGCAAUUAUAAUUAAAUACUCGACGUUUGACUACACCGCAAUUUUCCGAUUUCCUUAUAUCGACAAUUUCUUUGUACCAUUAAAUGACAUCUACUCCGUUUUCUUUUUUUUUUUUUUAGACGUGACAACAGCGCGAAUUCGAUAAUUUCGUCUCAUUUUUCCCUAGAUUAGUACGAAUUAACAAUUUGGCAUCGGCGCGAUUAGGAAAUUUCCAUAAACUGUGAACUUAUGGUACCGUAUCUAAUUCGUUUUGGAUAAUUACCAUUAUGGUAUCGAUUAGCGGUCCAACAUUUUAUUAACCGCCUUCAAUAAAUAAAUGCGCGGUGUUUCACUUAUUCCGUCUUUCUCUAUUAUAUUAUCUAUUAUAAUAAUGUUUAAAGAAUAGAGAGCAUAACGAAAAUUAACGAUAAUAAAACCGAAAUAAUAAUGAAAAAAAUAAAAAUCGAAUUUUUCCCAUAUAGUUUACUUAUUCGAAGUGUUAGUAGAAAAAAAAAAUAUUGAACGUACCUCGUAUAUAUAUAUUUAUGAAAUUUUUCGGAUAUUUGGGUUUUUUUUUGAGGUUACGUUUUGUUUUGUUAAUUUUUGGUAUGCUUCUAUUAAAUAUUUCACGAUUUGCUUAUCUCUGUGCUGUAUAGAAUUUUUUCGAUAUUUUUCGUAUAAAGUGUGUACGCGUCCGUUUUGACAUAUUGUGCGUGCGUGCGUGCGUGCGUGUGAACGUUGCUUAAAGGUCGUCUUUCUAAUAGAAUUUUUUAGAAAUAAUUAAUCGGUCUUAGAAAAAUAACGGGUUCAAAAAUGUGGUAAAUUUUUUGUGUAUUCGGUUUAAUUACAUUUUGAAAAAAAUUUGUAGUCGAACAAUUUUUCCUCGAAGUUAUGGAAAUUAUCGAAAAUCGACCAUUUCUUUUUUGCAAAUAAUUUAAAAUCGUCCUUUGAGGUUUUUCGAAAUGUUUCUUCGCUAUCUGCUGUUUUAGAGUCAUCGCCAUGGUGUUUACCUUCAAUCGCUUCUGCUGCUUAGUAUCGAGAUGAAAUUUUCUAGAUUUUCCUCGUUUUUCGACGAUAGUUUUUGGAGUACUUCUAGUGCAGCUGUUGGACAUCAUCUACAAGCCCUUGUUGCACAUAUGCAAUCCAGUCUUCGUACCAUCGAGAAAUGAUUCCGUGUGAUUUACAAGGUGUUUGGUUCUAAGCUAUUCCAGUUCUUGGUUGCUGUUUUAGAGGUGUUUACCUUCCAAUUGCUUGGACACCUUGAUGUUGAGACUAAUUUUUCUCGAUUUUCCUCAUUUUUCCCCUUUUUGGUUCCUGUUGUGAACAAUCCGACUGACGUUUUUCCUUUCGAGCUUCCCAGUACUAUUCGGAAUACUUCUAGUGCAUCUGCAGUCUUCGUACCAUGGAGAUUUUGUUCCUUGAGUUUUUUUUGAAAUUUUUUUUCCAAAUGAUUAUCAAAAUUUUUCAAAAUGUGAUUAAAGUUGAAAGUACCACGAAGAGAUUACUAGACAGUUGUCAAAAAAAAUGAAUAAACUCUCGAUGUUUUUUAGUGUGUAAAUUUUUUGUCGCUUAACGACUUCUACGGGGGUCUUACAAAUAAUAUUUCAUCCCUAAAAAUUUUCUAAGAAACGGUAUCGUGUUAAUUUUUUUUUUUCACGUUAUGUUUAAGACGUUUUUUACUGUUUUUUUGGAAUAUUGAAUGUUUGUAGCUGAAUUUUAGGGGCAAUAUUUUUCCUAUUCGUUGAAUUGCGUUUAUAAAAAAAAAUGUAUUUUUUCGUUUUAUUAUAUAUAUUCACCGUUUUUUUUUUCAAAUUGAUUUUUCUCGUUAAAUAAACCGUUAAAUGUUGAAAAAAAAAUAUGAAAAUAAAAAAUUUUUCACUUUAGGCGCACGAUAAAAUUUUUUCAAAAAAUUUUCGAUAUUAUAUAUUGAUUUAUUACGGGGGCGAAUAGUAAAGUUCGUGGAAAAUAUAGUCCAUACAUUUCGUGGAAAACAAUGUAUUUGAAUGAAAAUUUAUUUUGAUUUUCCGCGUUUGACAAGUCGUAAUGAAAAUUCUGUGAUGUCUACUUAUGUCCGUUUACAAAAUGGCGGGUUUUUCAUCAAAAUGUCGCGGUAUUUCCGAGUAACGGUGUUUUGAAAUUGAAAAUACGGUCAAUUUAGUCAAAAAUCCGUCAAAUAAUUGACGUGGAUGUCAAAUUUGACUUCGAUUUAUUCAUUUCUAUAGUCACGUGGUCAUUAUUCCGCCAUAUUGUUGGCCAACUACGAUCAAAAUGUUGUUUCUUUUCGUUCUGUGAUGUCCGUUUACAAAAUGGCGGGUUUUUCAUCAAAAUGUCGCGGUAUUUCCGAGUAACGGUGAUUUGACAUUGAAAAUACGGUCAAUUUAGUCAAAAAUCCGACAAAUAAUUGACGUGGAUGUCAAAUUUGACUUCGAUUUAUUCAUUUCUAUAGUCACGUGGUCAAUAUUCCGCCAUAUUGUUGGCCAACUACGAUCAAAAUGUUGUUUCUUUUCGUUCUGUGAUGUCCGUUUACAAAAUGGCGGGUUUUUCAUCAAAAUGUCGCGGUAUUUCCGAGUAACGGUGAUUUGACAUUGAAAAUACGGUCAAUUUAGUCAAAAAUCCGUCAAAUAAUUGACGUGGAUGUCAAAUUUGACUUCGAUUUAUUCAUUUCUAUAGUCACGUGGUCAUUAUUCCGCCAUAUUGUUGGCCAACUACGAUCAAAAUGUUGAUUCUUUUCGUUCCGUGAUGUCCGUUUAUAAAAUGGAGGGUUUUUCAUCAAAAUGUCGCGGUAUUUCCGAGUAACGGUGAUUUGACAUUGAAAAUACGGUCAAUUUAGUCAAAAAUCCGUCAAAUAAUUGACGUGGAUGUCAAAUUUGACUUCGAUUUAUUCAUUUCUAUAGUCACGUGGUCAUUAUUCCGCCAUAUUGUUGGCCAACUACGAUCAAAAUGUUGAUUCUUUUCGUUCCGUGAUGUCCGUUUAUAAAAUGGAGGGUUUUUCAUCAAAAUGUCGCGGUAUUUCCGAGUAACGGUGAUUUGACAUUGAAAAUACGGUCAAUUUAGUCAAAAAUCCGUCAAAUAAUUGACGUGGAUGUCAAAUUUGACUUCGAUUUAUUCAUUUCUAUAGUCACGUGGUCAUUAUUCCGCCAUAUUGUUGGCCAACUACGAUCAAAAUGUUGUUUCUUUUCGUUCUGUGAUGUCCGUUUACAAAAUGGCGGGUUUUUUAUCAAAAUUUCGCGGUAUUUUCGACUAACAGUGACGAAUUUAAUUAUAAAGCCGGUUUCACAUUGAAAAUACGGUCGAUUUAGUCUAAAAUCCGACCGAUAAUUGACUUGUAUGUCAAAUUAACGAAAGUUCAAAUAAAAUGGCGAUUUUUUAUCAAAAUUUCGCGGAAUUUUGGAGGAAAUCGCGUUUUUUGAUCCUAAAAUUGACUUUACACUGAAAAUACGGUGAAUUUUGUCAAAAAUCCGGUUACCGGUUACGAAAAUGUAAAAUUUUAUUGUCUACCCCGUAUAUUUACAUUAAAUUUCGUAAUAUAUGGAUCGAAGAUAGAGUUUUUCGUUAAAAUAAAAUUUAAAAUUGAAUUUUGUCGGUGUCGUUAUUACUUUUUGAACAUUCUGUGUAUAGUUUUUCGCUGAAAUUUUAUCGUAAAUGUAAUGAUAAUAAUAAUAAUAAUAAUAAUACGAGCACACCAAUUUCGACUAGCGUUCAAAUGCCUUCUAUAUGUUUGAAGAUGCCUUUUCCAGCAAUAGCAUUUUGAAAUUUUCGGUUUUAGUAUUCGAUAUCAAAGAAGAAAAUUGCAACAAACAUUGAAAUUAAAUUUUAGGAUUUUUUCAUCGCAUCCUGCCUUUUCUUUCCUAUAUUUUCGAUAAACUUGUUAAAAAAAUCGUAUUUGUGGUUUUUAUUUGAAAAAAUUCGGUUUUGUUCAUAUUUUUUUGCUCCGGUCUCCCCUAUUUUUCGAUUUACACCUUUAACGGGUUAUUUUUUUUACUAAAUCGGAUGAAAAUUCUAUUUUUUAGAACCGUUUGUGUUUUGUUUCAAGAAAAGUUCGUUUUUUUUCGAAUAUUUCCCAUACUUUUCCUUAUUUUUUAAAUAUAUUUCCAAAGUAACGUACUAGUGUUGCUAAAUCAACUAAAAAAAUCGAUUCUAUAGAAAAAUUCAUUACGUCGUUUGUUGUUUUUUCGAAAAUUUCCUCUACUCUCCCCCAAUUUUUCAAUAAAAAGUUGAAAAAUCGAAUCACUAUAAGAAUUUAUGACGUCUUGUUGAAAAAAUUUUUUUCCUCAACUCUCCCCCAUUUUUCAAUAAUUGUCUCAAAUUACGAUUUGUUUGUACUAAAUUUAAGUAAAAAUGAAUUUUUAUAAAUUUUGUGACUCCAUUUUUGAAAAAACUCGUUCUUUUUCAAAUCUUUUCUCCACUCUCCCCCAUUUGUCGAUAUUCGCCCUCAAUUACGUUUUAUUAGUGAGAAAUUUGAUAAAACUUGAACUUUACUCCAAUCUCCCCUAUUUUUCCUUUCCAUAACUUACGGGGUACGUUCUGAAAGUAGUAAAACUGAUGGAAAACCCAGUAUGUAAAACAAUUUUUAAUUUUUCUUAUGAAAAACUAGUUUUUACCCAAAUAUUUCCUCAACUCUCCCCCAUUUUUCAAUAAAUAUCUCAGAUUACGAUUUGUUUGUACUAAAUUUGAGUAAAAUUGAAUUUUUAUAAAUUUUGUGACUCCAUUUUUGGAAAAACUCGUUCUUUUUCAAAUCCUUCCUCCACUCUCCCCCAUUUGUCGAUAUUCCUCCCCCAUUUGUCGAUAUUCGCCCUCAAUUACGUUUUAUUAGUAAGAAAUUUGAUAAAACUUGAACUUUACUCCAAUCUCCCCUAUUUUUCCUUUUCAUAACUUACGGGGUACGUUCUGAAAGUGGUAAAACUGAUGGAAAAUCCAGUAUGUAAAACAAUUUUUAAUUUUUCUAAUCAAAAACUAGUUUUUACCCUAUUAUUUCCCCAACUCUCCCCCAUUUUUCAAUAAAUAUCUCAGAUUACGAUUUGUUUGUACUAAAUUUGAGUAAAAUUGAAUUUUUAUAAAUUUUGUGACUCCAUUUUUGGAAAAACUCGUUCUUUUUCAAAUCUUUUCUCAACUCUCCCCCAUUUGUCGAUAUUCGCCCUCAAUUACGUUUUAUUAGUAAGAAAUUUGAUAAAACUUGAACUUUACUCCAAUCUCCCCUAUUUUUCCUUUUCAUAACUUACGGGGUACGUUCUGAAAGUGGUAAAACUGAUGGAAAAUCCAGUAUGUAAAACAAUUUUUAAUUUUUCUUAUGAAAAACUAGUUUUUACCCUAUUAUUUCCUCAACUCUCCCCCAUUUUUCAAUAAAUAUCUCAGAUUACGAUUUGUUUGUACUAAAUUUGAGUAAAAUUGAAUUUUUAUAAAUUUUGUGACUCCAUUUUCGUAAAAACUCGUUCUUUUUCAAAUCUUUUCUCCACUCUCCCCCAUUUGUCGAUAUUCGUUCGCCCUCAAUUACGUUUUAUUAGUGAGAAAUUUGAUAAAACUUGAACUUUACUCCAAUCUCCUCUAUUUUUCCUUUCCAUAACCUACGGGAAACGUUCUGAAAAUUUCUGUGUUUUCGAACGUUUUUUUUAGUUUUUUUUUGGAAUCCUUUGCUCCUAUUUAUGACUUUCAUGACACCUCGUGAACUACAGAUGCUUUCCAUCGACACCAAAACUCAUUUUUUUCUAACUUGUGACGUCACACUCUAACAGGUGAGAAAAAUUGAGUUUCCACCAGCAAUCUGCUCAAGCUUGAGCCUCAAUAUUCGCGAAUUUAGAUCGAAAGUGAGGUUAAGGACAUCCCGUCGCCAUAUCUUGUCGCACAAACGGUCGAAUCACCAAUGAUAACGUCGAAUCUUAUGUAUUUCUUUUUAUUUACUAUAUAAUGACGUCAUUAAGUCCGUAUAAGAUACUGUGCGCGAAAGCGGCGAUUAUUCUUGGAAUUUUCGAUGUUUUUUGCGAUUAACUUCUUCGGAUAUUAAUACUAAAGCCCCGGUAGAAUAAGUGUCUCGUUUUUUUUUGUGUUACGUCGUUAGUGGAAAAAAAAUUUGGAUUUUGCUUGUCGCCAUGUGGUAGUUGUAUGUAUGCUUGUAUAUAAUUCAGUAUAUGGGCAUAUAUAGUAUAUUUCGACUAAUUUAUUUUAAGAUUUUUUUCUCUUUUUAAUGUACAUAUCUGUAUUGUUGAAUGGUCAAUAUAAAUGAAUAUAA
This is a messenger RNA of Diorhabda sublineata, 11264 nucleotides long. It is a transcript of the gene mura, whose product is annotated as RING finger protein 44. The coding region runs from base 348 to 2057 and encodes 569 amino acids. The record is from RefSeq and is a predicted model, not a curated record. The transcript has 9 exons. NCBI's taxonomy places the organism in Eukaryota, Metazoa, Arthropoda, Insecta, Coleoptera, Chrysomelidae.